Molecule: messenger RNA, 414 nt
Organism: Porites evermanni
Lineage: Eukaryota; Metazoa; Cnidaria; Anthozoa; Scleractinia; Poritidae
Source: the annotation of a GenBank genome assembly
AUGUUAUCCCGGGUUAAACUUACAAAUGCACACACUGUUCGCGGUAGGCCCACACUAAAAAAUAACACUGAGUGUUUUCGGAAUGGGCUGGUCCGCGAACUCAAAGAAAAACUUAGGAAAUCAUCAAGACAUUCAAUGACAUCAAAGACUCAUGGACCCCGUAGACGUAAUAACAAAUCGGAAUAUCAAGAGUGUACGUGUAAAAUGGAUAAGAGUUUGAACAGAGGAAUGUUUAACAAGUUUGAGAGUCGCAAGAUUUGUGUAGCUGGUUAUCAGUGUGACAAUAGUGAUUUUGAUUUUUGCAUUGCGGAACACAACGAGUUGCCUGUGAUAAAAAUCUGUUCCGAUGAAGGAAGAGACGAUUGUCAACAAUCGAAACUAAAAGGGACUGAGGCUUCUUUGGAACUACUGUGA